CAAUAGAGUUUCCCCUUAUUGUAAAGUUUAUUCUCUUCGAUUUAGUUAGUUCAUUUAAAAAAGUGUAAAAAUUUAAAAAUAAUUUACUCUGUAUUAUUUAAAAAACAAGAAAAUCCCCCAAAUAAGACUAAGGGGGGUGUAUUCAAUCAGGAUCCUGAUGGAUUUUUUUGGAUUUUGCAAAUCUGUAGUAGAACUUGAGUCAUCUUCUUCAUCAUAUCUUGACAUGGAGGAAGAAAAUUCUGAAAUACUUUCUCAAACUCAACAACAACAAAGAACAGAAGCUAACGCUUGGAGACAUGGCAUUGCUGAAGCUAUGUGGGCCGAUAGCCCACAAAAUGAUGCUAAUGAGGAGAAUGAAGAAGACAGAGAAUGGGCUGAAUUUGACGUCCUCCUCCAAGGGUGGAUUCUCGUCAUCAUCUCGGACGAAGUUUCCGAUCUGGUCCUCACCUCUUACUUUACUGCAGCUUAUUUGUGGAAAGGAAUUUACCAUUUCUUUCAUGACAAUAUGGCGGCGCGUGCGAUGCAGCUCGAGCAACGAUUCCGAACAACCACCAAAGGCACCAAAUCAUGGCGGAUUAUUGUCAAACAUUGAAAAAUCUUGCAGAUUGUCUUAAAGAUGUGAAUGCUCCGGUCAUAGAAUGAGCGUUGGUUCUUCAACUUCUUCGAGGCCUUCCCCAAAAUCUCCGGGCACAGGUCACCUUCCUUCAAUAUCAAGUUCUCUCCCCGACAUUUCUCGAAGCCCGAUCUGCUGUCCUUCUUCUCGAACAAGACCAGACGGAUUUGGACAUCACUGAUGCGGGAUCCACGGAUUUGGUUGCUGUCGGUCAACCCACUCACGGCGGCAGACCAGGAGGCGCCUCUGGACGCGACGGUGGACAGCACUUAAGCCG
Cuscuta campestris is the source of this 890-nucleotide messenger RNA. Lineage: Eukaryota; Viridiplantae; Streptophyta; Magnoliopsida; Solanales; Convolvulaceae. The record is from the annotation of a GenBank genome assembly.